AUGACAACUGCACGACCAGAAGAUGCCAGAGAUUUCACAAAGCAGUCCAGCUAUGGGACUGCAGAGACUUCCGAUGUCUCAUUUGCCAGCGACGAUGGUGACUUGGACCCAGCCAAAGAUUCAGAGUAUUCAAAUUCCAAGUGGACGGUUGCAGCCCUGAGCCUCUGUAUGCUGACGAAUUCAUACCUUUUGAUUAGUGUUUUUCCGUAUGCUGGGCUCAUGGCCAUUGGCUUGCUUCAAGAUGCCAAUGAAGAGAAUGCUGGAUCAUAUGCCUGCUUGAUGGCUUCCAUGUUCAUGAUUGGACGCUCUCUGUCAGCCUAUUCAUGGGGGAAAAUUGCAGGUACGGAUGGUAGCACAUUUGCCUCUAUUCAACAUUGCUCUCCAGUUUUGCAUUUACCCUUCUCUUUGGCUUGGCCCCGAGCUUUGGAAUGGCGCUCUUCUGGCGGUUUUGUCUUGGACUUGGAAAUGGAAUGGAAUGGUUGA
This is a messenger RNA of Seminavis robusta, 483 nucleotides long. Lineage: Eukaryota; Bacillariophyta; Bacillariophyceae; Naviculales; Naviculaceae. The record is from the annotation of a GenBank genome assembly.